AUGCCGCAUGAGGACGGUGCCGCUUACUACCCCCUCGUAGCGACGGUAAGUCUGGGAGCAUCCAUCGUCCUGGAUCUAUAUCCCAAGGGCCAGCAGCGCGGCAGAGGGGACGAUAGCGACGGUGAUCAACGACCGCAAUAUCGGAUUUUGCAGGAGAGACGGAGUUUGUUGAUUACAAGGAAGAAGAUCUACACGGAAUUUCUGCACGGGAUCGCAGAGACGAGCAAGGAUGAAUGCCUGGAUGCAGACUCGAUCUGUAACUGGGAUUUGCUGCGGGAACCGGACCGGUACCGAUGUGGGUGGGCGGAGCGAGAGACCCGGAUCAGCCUGACAUAUCGAGAUGUUCUCAAGGUCGCCAAAGUGGGAAAUACGAUGAAAUUCCUCGGGGGGCGGUGA
Messenger RNA from Aspergillus melleus, 396 nucleotides. RefSeq lists its product as uncharacterized. The record is from RefSeq and is a predicted model, not a curated record. Lineage: Eukaryota; Fungi; Ascomycota; Eurotiomycetes; Eurotiales; Aspergillaceae. Bases 1 to 396 code for a protein of 131 amino acids. The transcript has a single exon.